ACCACUCGUUUAGGAGUGGAAACGGUAGCUCCCGUUGUGUGAGAGACGCAAUCACAACUCACGUCGCCAACUGAUUUCCUGGGAUUUAAUUUUGUACUUUUGAAGAAGUUUACAGGCAGCGCGCGCAGUUUGGAGUCUGCAACAGUUCUCGGGGUAUGAAAGUGCAGCGGGACGGCUGAAACAAAGUAAAAGAGGAGGUAGACCUGUCCGUUUGAUGGCUGCUGGGGAUGGAGCCCAGCUGCCUGCCACUGUAGCGGCCAGCAGAAGCGUGGAGAAGGCGCUCGAGGACGCUGCCGCGAGCGGGGCUCUCAACUUGUCCAACCGAAAACUGAAGGAGUUUCCCCGCAGCGCCAGGAACUACGACCUGUCCGACAUUACACAUGCAGAUCUGUCUAAGAACCGCCUGUGUGAGCUGCCAGAGGAGCUAUGUCAGUUCAUCUCUCUGGAGACGCUGAGCCUUUACCACAAUGGGAUGCGUUUACUGUCCUCCAGCCUGGGCAACCUGCAGGCUCUCACCUACCUCAACCUCAGUCGUAAUCUCCUGUCCAGUUUACCCCCAUCGGUGUUUCAACUUCCUCUCCUGCGAGUGCUCAUCGUCAGCAACAACAAGCUCUGCUUGCUGCCUGCCUCCAUAUACUCCCUCACACAUCUCCGACAGCUGGAUGUGAGCUGUAACGAGCUGCAGUGUUUGCCGGCAGAGCUCGGACAGCUCGAGUGUCUGCGGGACCUGAACCUGAGGAGGAACCAGCUCACCACUUUGCCUGAAGAAAUAUCUGAGCUCCCGCUGGUCCGACUCGAUGUAUCCUGCAACCGCAUUUCCCAUGUGCCCUUGUGCUACCGCCACCUCCGGCAUCUCCAGAGCAUCAUGCUGGACAACAACCCGCUGCAAAUGCCGCCUGCGCAGAUCUGCUCCAAAGGCAAAUACCACAUCUUCAAGUACCUCAACAUGGAGGCCUGCAAGAGGAGCCAGGAGGAGCUGGAGAGACAUCUGAGGCCCACCGGCUUCAACAGCUGUCUGUCAGACCAGGAGCUGUUCACAGGUCAGUUUGGAGGGCUGGAUUCUGGAUUCAACAGUGUGGACAGCGGCAGCAAACGGUGGUCUGGGAAUGAGUCAGCAGAUGACUUUUCUGAGCGUUCCCUCCGCAUGGCUGAGGUCAGCAGAGACCAGAGGAACCUGGAGGAGGAGGAGGAGGAAGAAGAGGACAGAGCUCUGGUAGCUAACAAAGUUAAUGGAGAGGCUGAGCAUGUGGACUUCAUUGACAACAUUGUAACAGAGGAAGAGGAAGAGAAGAUGAAGACGGAUCCACCCACACAUCCUCUCACAGAACCUCCUCUGGAGCAGAAGGAGAGCUCUGCUCCGUCCCAAAGCCAGGACUCAGCAGUGUGCAGGUCCAGCCUUCAUGUGGAGGUGGUCUCCCCAUCAUCGUCCUCCUCCUCCUCUCCUCUGUCUCCCUCCAGCCCCAGCCUGGAGGAGCGCAGGAGGCCGGGCACCCUGUUCAUCUGGCAGGAGAGAGAGCGUCUGCAGCAGCAGCAGAAAGAGAAGGCCAGUUUGCUGAAGUCAUCCACUAAAACAGGAAGUAAUGUGGCCGCAGCAGCACAGACAGGAAGCAGCUCAGCUGGCGGCUCUCCAGAGAACAGCAACUCUGUGUCAGGCCUCCGGCAGCGAUGUGCAAGUGCUGAUCAGAUGAGCACAGUGUUCUCCUCAACUCUUCUACAACGCUCUAGCAGCAGAACAGAUGUCCCGUCCUCCCCGAAGACGUCCCCGCCACCUGGUCAGGCCCAGAGACCCAACAGUUUCCUGUUCCGUGCAUCGUCCCGCAGCAACAUCAAACCCGCAGCAUCGGCCUUUACACUGGGGGACUCUGGCAGAAGUGAGUCUCGCACAAUGCUGCGUUCUCCUAAAGAAGAGAGACCAGACAUCAUCCAACUACGCAAGACUCUGGAGUCUCGGCUGAAGAUCACUCUACCAGAGGACCUGGGUGAGGCCUUAUCCAACGGCACAGUCCUCUGCCAGCUGGUCAAUCACAUCAGACAACGCUCCGUGUCAAUCAUCCACAUUCCCUCCCCAGCAGUGCCAAAACUGAGCUCAGCAAAGUGUCGACUCAAUGUGGAAAACUUCAUUGCUGCUUGUCGCAAACUGGGAGUCCCUGAGACGGACAUGUGUGUGAGUUCUGAUGUGCUUCUGUGUAAGCUGCCCGCUGUGCUACGCUGUGUGACGGCCCUGCUGGCCACUGAGGGCGGGGAGACGGCGAAGGACCUGUCCCCCCGCCACUCCUCACCUUCGUCAUCGUCCUCCUCGUCCUCACUGCUGUCCACAGACUUCCUGCUCUUCUACUGUGUGGCCAUGGCGCUGCUCUACGUCCUCUACUGCUACCUGCUCACCUAGAGGAGCAGCACACAGUACAUUCACAUAACUGUUGCUCUAAACACUUACUGCACACACACAUACACACACACACACACUCUGCAGUAUGUGUGUGUGUGUGCUUUCAGUGUUCUUCCCUUCCAUGGCUGUAGAGCAGAUGUCAGUGUGUGUGACACUGCCAGCUGCCCUGGUUGGAUGUUGCAGCGCAUACAGCCGAGCACCUUUAAACAAACACACAGAGAACACUACAGCACACUAAAGCUCUCCAUGUAGACAUGCAGAGGAACAGGAAGCACUACAGUGACAGAGACAAACACUACAUGAGAGCAGGUGAGCAGUGGCAUGUUUUAGCCUAGUUUAGCCUUCACCCUGUAACACACAGCAUGGGUCAGAGCUGCUUUGCAGCCAUCUCAUUGGUUGAGACACAAAUGGGAGGAGCAAAGGAACCACACCCUCAACUAAAUCCUAAUUGCAUAGUGUACCAUGAGUUUAUAGCUUUAUUACAAUAAGAAGUAAUGAUACUCAUAUACGCUAAUGAAUCUCACGAACACGAACAACUUCAGAAGGACUUAGUGCCACUGUUUUUGUGUGUGUGCGCGCACUUGUGUGUUUGUCUUUAGUCGCUUUCAUACAGACAUGGUGCUAAAGGGCUGCAACGAAAUCCCUCCUUUAAAUGGCGGCAUCAUGCGGCUCCCAUGUGUGAUUACACACUGCAUCGCUGAUCAGAGGAGUUGUGAGAGGCGUGACGUGUAACACACGAGGAUCCGUCUCUAGCGCGUCAUAUUAUACAUGUCUGGGCAGGGCUUUCUAAGCAAUAACAAAGGCAUAAUGGUCAAACAUAAUCAUUUAACGCCUGUUAUGUUAGCCGCUGCGCUAACAGACAAACACUAUCUAAAAUACCAACAUGGUGAUCCUUUACACUGUACUCACCAAGAAAGUAGUUAAGAUGGGGGAACAUGGCAACAUCAUGCAAAAGAAGUGUCUAUAAAAAAAAACAACAAACAGGUAAGUCAAACAUACUUGGAAGAAAAAGGCAGGAAACAGUGAAAUGGUUUCCCAGUCUGCCUGUAAACAUCUUUUACAGUUUACACACCAACUUCUCAAACAUUAGUUCAUAGUGCAUGCUUUUUAGUGGAUGGUAUGGAAAUGGGAAACAGUGGUAAAUCUGGUUUAGGAAUGCUGAGGUUGCUAGUAGCAGCGAGACCUUCCAGGAGACUUUAGGCUCGUUUGAUUGAUUUUUUUUUUAAAUACCACUCAGCCAGAGAGGAUGUGGUCCUUUAGCUCUGCUCACCAACUUUUCACCUGAGAUGAUGUGUGAGCUGAGAGCAGCUCUGCCUCUGACAGCUGUGUGGUCCUGAGAGGAGCAGGUGAAUUACCCAGAGACUGAACUGUGAAUGUGAUUGUUAGCCUCGAGACAGAUGCAAGUUAGUAAAAUGUGGUUCAAAGUGGAACGUGGAUGUUGGAGAACACAAUGUGACAGUGAGAUGAAUGAUACUUGGUGCCUCUUACUGAACACAACCCUUUCAGCGCCGGCUCUGAUUUAGCUGUGUGCUGUGCUAACUGUGAGCAGCAGGGGGCGAUGUCGCUGCGUCAGUCCCCCUCCAGAUGGUACAAGCCCUGCAAGAGGGUGUUUGUGUGUGUGUCUGUGUGUGUGUCUGUGUGUGUGUCUGUGUGUGUGUGUGUUUGCGUGUGUGCGUGCAUGCAUGCUGUCCGUGUGUGUUUGUGUGAAAAGUCUUUUUUGUCGUCAUCACUGGUCUGUUUGACCAGGAGACUUCAUGUUUGUAUAAAUGUAAACAGGCUAUUAAAUUAUUGCUUUUUUAUUUA
Molecule: messenger RNA, 4189 nt
Organism: Plectropomus leopardus (leopard coralgrouper)
Lineage: Eukaryota; Metazoa; Chordata; Actinopteri; Perciformes; Serranidae
Gene: lrch4
Product: leucine-rich repeats and calponin homology (CH) domain containing 4
Cellular component (GO): cytoplasm
Molecular function (GO): protein binding
Source: RefSeq, a predicted model, not a curated record